This is a messenger RNA of Dipodomys ordii (Ord's kangaroo rat), 2000 nucleotides long. RefSeq names its product zinc finger protein 30 homolog. Gene Ontology annotation, biological process: regulation of DNA-templated transcription. The coding region runs from base 247 to 1845 and encodes 532 amino acids. NCBI's taxonomy places the organism in Eukaryota, Metazoa, Chordata, Mammalia, Rodentia, Heteromyidae. The transcript is spliced from 6 exons. The record is from RefSeq and is a predicted model, not a curated record. Gene Ontology annotation, cellular component: nucleus.
CAGGAGCCCAGGAAUUUCUGGACGGCUCAGCCCUCGGAGUAAGGGUGAAGACAGAGAGAUGAACUGGCUUGAACCUUAGGAUAAGCAUACCUAGUCAAUGCAAAGGACGUAAUAGGAAAUCCUCUUUCUAGUGUCCAGUGCCUGCAGUUGUCUACAGUUAGUUAACCAGCUCUGACAACUGUGGACUUUGCCUCUCCAGUGAAGGAACCUUGAGGAAAACUGACCUGUUCUUGCAGUUCUAAAAUCAUGGCUCAUGAUUUGGUGAUGUUCAGAGACGUGACUGUUGACUUUUCUCAGGAAGAGUGGGAAUGUCUGACUUCAUACCAGAGGAAUUUAUAUAGAGACGUGAUAUUAGAGAACUACAAAAAUUUGGUGUCACUCGGAUGUUCCAUUUCUAAGCCAGAUGUGAUUUCCUUACUGGAACAAGGGAAAGAACCCUGGAUCGUUGUAAGGGAAGAAAGAAGAAGAUGGAGCCUGGACUUGGAAUCCAGGUAUGAUACUAAGAAGUUAUUUCAAGAAAAGAAAUUUUAUGAAAUGAAUUUAUCUCAGUGGGAAAUCAUGGAAAGAAUCCAAAGCCAUGGCCUCAAAGAGUCCUUUUUAGGAAAAGACUGUGGGUAUAAAAUGUUUGGGGAACAGGAAGGUCCUCCCGGGGUCUAUUUCAGGCAAGGGAGAAAAACCACCACUGAGAAAAUAGCCAUGGACAGAGAACUGGGACCCCUUCAUUUCUACCAGAAAACCCCUAAUAGAGCAAAGCCCUAUGAGUGUGGGGACUGUGGGAAGGCUUUUAGAGCACGCCAACAGCUUACUUUCCACCAGAGAAUCCACACUGGUGAGAAGCCCUACGAGUGCAAGGAAUGUGGGAAGACCUUCCGCCAGUGUGCCCACCUUAGUCGACAUCAAAGAAUUCACACCUCUGACAAACUCUAUGAGUGUAAGAAAUGUGGAGCAAUCUUCCCCUGCAGCUCAGACCUUCGCCUGCAUCAGAGGCUUCACGUGGGCGAGAAACCCUAUGAAUGUCAGGAGUGCAGGAAGGCCUUCAGAGUGCGGGGACAGCUGAAUCUCCACCAGAGGAUCCACACUGGUGAGAAGCCUUACAAAUGCAAGGAGUGUGGGAAGACCUUCCGACAGUAUGCACACCUCACCCGACACCAGAGACUCAAUUUUGCUGAGAGGUGCUACGAGUGUAAGGAAUGUGGCCAGGCUUUUCUGUGUAGUACGGGCCUUCGGCUGCAUCAUAAGCUUCACACUGGUGAGAAGCCAUACGACUGCAAGGAGUGUGGGAAAGCCUUCCGAGUACGGCAGCAGCUCACCCUGCACCAGAGGAUCCACACUGGUGAGAAGCCCUAUGAUUGCAAGGAGUGCGGGAAGACCUUCAGUCGUGGCUAUCAUCUUACCCUCCACCAGAGAAUCCACACAGGGGAGAAACCCUAUGAGUGUAAAGAGUGUCAGAAGUUCUUCCGUCGUUACUCAGAACUUAUUUCACAUCAGGGCAUUCACAUCGGGGAGAAGCCCUACGACUGUAAGGAGUGCGGGAAGGCCUUCCGGCUGUUCUCCCAGCUGACCCAACAUCAGAGCAUUCAUUUUGGCGAGAAACCCUAUCAGUGUAAGGAGUGUGGGAAGACUUUCAGACUGCUCUCCCAGCUCACUCAGCAUCAGAGCAUUCACACUGGUGAGAAGCCUUAUGACUGUAAGGAGUGUGGGAAGGCCUUUCGACUUCACUCCUCCCUUAUUCAACACCAGAGGAUUCAUUCUGGUGAAAAACCCUACAUGUGCAAGGAAUGUAAGAAGGCUUUUAGACAGCACUCACACCUCACAUAUCAUCAGCGCAUUCAUAAUGUAACCUAGUUAUAACCACCUCCUCACUAUGAAUGUUGGGUUAGGAGCAUUAGAAGACAUCAUUUUUGAAUGUAAGGAAGAAUGAGUUAAUGUAGUGAACGUAUAGAAGCCUUUUAUCCCAUUCAUGUUAAAUUCCAGGAAAUUCAUUCUGAAGGAGAGCUUCA